AUGCUCUUACAUCGUUACACCUCUCCCCAAAUUCAUACCCUGAUCAAAACCCUAGAAAUUCAUUCCGUAAUCAAAAUCAAGAUGUCCGACAACAUACCAUUCGAAAUCCAAGCCGAAAUCUUCAAAAGGCUUCCGGUCAUAUCCUUGAUCCAAAUUCGAUCGGUCUGCAAAGCAUGGAAGUUUCUCAUCGACAGCGAUGAUUUUAUCAAGAAUUACAGCGGCCAGAUGCAAUAUCUACUUGCAAGAGUCUCCCUGAAUACUCACCAUAUGGUUAACAUGCUUCGAAAUUCUUACAUAAUCGGCAGCUCUCACGGUUUGUUGUGUUUGUAUGGUGAUUAUCAAGAGGGCCAUGAUGGUCCCCUCUCUGGAACAGGCAGAGUUGUUCCUUUGGAAUCCUUGCAUUAGAAAAGCUGUUGCGGUUGAUGUGCCGAAUGUCGCAGAUAGGAGGAUUUACGAAACCGGUUUAGGUUUUGGGGUUUGUCGUGAGACUAAUGACCCUAAGAUAGUCAAGAUUACACAUAUUAAUAUGUGGGGCCACAGGGAAAGUGUAACUUGCAUUCCUUGGCAAGUUGAAGUUUUUACACUAAGCACAGGGGCUUGGAGAAGUCCAUAUACCAGCAAUCUCCCUCGUAAUUCGAUUGAAUUUGAUUACGAUAACACGGUAGUUAUAGAUGGAAUGCUUUAUUGGCUUGCUACUAAUAGGAUUACUGCUGAUGGUGGAUUUCAGUCUUAUAAUCUGUUAAUCUCAUUUGAUAUGACAAGUGAAGAAUUCCGAGAAGUAAACCUUCCAGACAGUUUAGCACACCAGUCGAUUAGUGGUCUGACAAUUUAUAAGCUGAGGGAGUCUCUUGUUGUGCUUGAACGCGAUGUAGAAGCCAAUGACCUAGUUUUUCCAGUAUGGACGAUGGAGGAUGAUCUAAAAUCGUUUACAAAGUUAUUCACUAUUAAUAUACCGGAUAAUGUAUCAGAAGUUUGUGUAAUGGGAUUUAGGAAGACAGGCGAACCUAUAAUUGAUAGUUUACCACGCUAUCCUGAGUGGACUGGAUCACUUGCUGUUUCUGAACCAUGCUCAAAAUCUAUUAGCAGUCUUGGGAUUAAUGGAAGAGAUUUUUCACAUUAUGUGUAUUCCUACAUCAAAUCACUACUUCUGCUUUGAUCAUUCUGUUUGUUACAUUUAUGAAAAAGGUAACGGCCAGAUUGCAAAAUGAAGAGCUAAGGACAAAAGGAUUUUGAAGCAUACAAGCAAGCCACUGAAGACCGCUGUAUUAGACUUGUAUCCUGGUCUUUUUCUGAUUUGAUAGAAAUGGAAUGGAACUGAACAGAAGGUGUGACUUGAGAAAUAUCAUUUUGUCAAGUGAGUUGCAAAAUAUUUAAAACUGAGACUACCAUUACCUGUUCGGCGAUUUCCAAAGCUCCAAGGAUCAGAGUUAUUUAAAAUAGAUCUCGAGCAAACAUGGUGGAUACAGGACACUGGAUAGUCUUGAACUUCUAAAUCAAACAAGUCUCCAAAGGACUAAACAAAUAUAAUGCAUGGGUCAAUGGCAGACAGUGAUUUCUUUAUUGGGACAUUAACACAAGAGGGCUUGUCAUGUUUGAUUCUCUGGAUUGUUUCAUUUCAUACAUAAAAAGGACUUAAAAUGUGCAAACAUGUCCUCAGGUGUGUGUGUACUUUUCUAUUAUCACAUGCUUGUAGUUUUCUAAUAUCAUAUGCUUGUAUUGUAUUCUAUUUGUUUUGUUUAGUUGUGACUUUCUAAUUA
This is a messenger RNA of Helianthus annuus (common sunflower), 1757 nucleotides long. Its product is annotated as putative F-box protein At3g10430. Lineage: Eukaryota; Viridiplantae; Streptophyta; Magnoliopsida; Asterales; Asteraceae. The transcript has 3 exons. The record is from RefSeq and is a predicted model, not a curated record. The coding region runs from base 329 to 1156 and encodes 275 amino acids.